Molecule: messenger RNA, 2304 nt
Organism: Penicillium waksmanii
Lineage: Eukaryota; Fungi; Ascomycota; Eurotiomycetes; Eurotiales; Aspergillaceae
Product: RING-H2 finger protein
Exons: 5
Coding region: 1-2304 (767 amino acids)
Biological process (GO): protein ubiquitination
Molecular function (GO): ubiquitin protein ligase activity; zinc ion binding
Source: RefSeq, a predicted model, not a curated record
AUGAACAAUCGACAACCAGUUGACCAGAACGGGCAGGCCGAAUCCUCGAGUGGAGAGGGGAUGUCUCGCUCUCAUGGACAAGAAACAGGUUCGGGUGAAGCGAACGAAUCUACGGAGACCUGGCAACAACCUACACUUUAUUCCGGAGGAAGUCCACAUCAGAUGCGGAGUAUCGAGGAAGAAGGAAAUACCGAACUUCAAGAUGCUGAUGAACGGGCUUACCGUUCCGCGGCCAUUGCUCGGAUGAUAAGAAGACAAUCUACCAUGUCCAGGCUGGGAUCUAGAUUCCUGCCCAACUCGGUUAUUCGUGGGCUUCUAAAUAGCCAAGAAGAGACGCCUGCAGAAGGCCAUGCACACCGCCAUGGACUAGUGUCGAGAACACCCCCGAGGUCCGAAACAGGCCACAGCAGUGGUCGUUUUAGCCCCUUUAGUGCGCUGGGAUCAAGAGGAGUGACUCGCCGGAGGUCUACUAGAGGGCCUUACUUCAUUCCCUCGCGCGAGGACUCAUCGGGCACCUCUGAUGCCCCCAAUAACGAGCGGCGACUCUCUGAGCCCAAUCGGGCUUCUUGGCGACGAAGCGCACGUCUCAAUCGUGUGCGCCAUUCGAUAUCGACGCCAAUAUCUCACAUGUUUGGCCAGCCACACUCUGAGAUAUCUCCACCUCAUGAAUACCCGCCGCAUCUGCUUAAUGAACCAUUACCGCAUGAAAUGGACACCCGCUUGGACUGGAGAGAAUCAAUUGGGGAGCCAUCACCCGAUAUUGGCGGAAUGGAGCCACCUUCAUUCACUGCAGGCCUGCCCGCUUCCGAUCAGCCGAACGCUGGCAUCAUGGGAAUGCGUCGACUUCCUAGCCUCAUCCGUGCACGGCCAUCCAGAACAUUGCGACCACAAGAACAGACCCCUCUUUCUAGAGUCCUACAACUCGCGGCAGCUGCCAUUGCUGCUCAACUGUCUGGUACCACAGGCCCUGCUAUGCCGAACAUACAGGCCCUAGGCAAUGACGGACUUGACGAACAACCUUCUUCGGCUGGCGGAGAAGGACCUAGUCAACCUCCAAAUGAUCGCCCAACACCUCCGGUCAAUUUCUUGCGAGUCUUCCGAUUUGCCAAUUCAGAUUCCCCCAGCGGCUCUAAUCCUCUUGGGUCAACCCCAGAGAACUUAGAGAAUCGCAGGUCCCCGAACGAUGGGGUAACUGCUGACGAAACACCAGAAGGAGCCGAGGGACGAACUGUCACGCUGGUUGUGGUUGGUGUUCGAUCUGUUCCGUCGGGCAACGGUGCCAACAGUGACCAGGGGCCACCUGCCCCCGGUAGCGCCGGUCUCGAUGCUCUACUCGGGUUGCCGUUCCUUCCACGGCCCCAGGAUGCACAAGGUGAUCUAGGACAAGGUACAGAAGGCCACCCGAGAAUUCCUGCUCCACGCCCUGGGGGCCUCGCAGGGGUCCCACCACCCAGAGUCCCGGAUUUCUUGCGCCAAGCAGGUCUUAAUCCUUCACGCAGAAUGCCUGAUGCUGGACAUCAACCUGCGAAUCCGGUUUACCCUCCAUCCGCAAUGUCCGAAAGUCCUCCUGGGCCUCAUCCUCCACCCUCCACCCCUGCCGAACAAGGCUUGUCUGCCGUCUCCUCUGGAACUUCAACCCCAAGCCGCAGACCGUCGGCAAUCCAUGCAGCCUCCCCUGGACCGUCUGAAGACGCUGUUCCACUGAAUGCCGCUCGCCAAAGACGACGAAGUGAUUCCGAAUUUGCCCGUCAUCGAGCUCUUGGGUCAGGGUCUGUUCGCCGCAAUGGCGUGGUUGAGCCUGACCAGCCUCCCCCUAGCGGGGGCAGAAGUUGGCUCAUUUACGUGGUCGGGACCAACCUAUCCGAGAACCAUCCAGCUCUGACAACGCCGAGCCUCUUCACUGAUAACCCGACAUACGAGGACAUGAUUCUUCUGUCGUCUCUUUUGGGUCCCGCCAAGCCUCCCGUCGCAAGUCAAGACGAUGUUAAUUCUGCAGGUGGUCUUUUCCGUCUUGUCGAGUACAGUGGGUCUUUGGUCGCAGAGUCAGUGGGUGGUGCAGGCGUCAUUCAGAUCUCCGAUGGAGAGCGCUGCUUAAUCUGCUUGAGUGAUUACGAAGUAGCCGAAGAGGUUCGUGAGCUGAACAAAUGUAAACACGUCUUCCAUAGAGACUGCAUUGAUCAGUGGCUGACCACGGGUCGAAACUCAUGCCCUCUCUGUCGAGGCCAAGGCGUCCACGAAACCUCCAAUAGCGAAGAACCAACAACCUCCGAACCACCUCCUGCAUUCCCAGGCACAGCCAUCUAA